AUGGUGAAACCGUGUUCCCAUGUUUCUUCCAACUGUUCUUUCUUCUGUUGUCUCUUUGUCUCCAGCUUCUUUGUCAACAGUUUUUUCUCUCUUCCAUUUCCCCGUUCGGAACAAAUCGAGUUCCUUCUGGCUUUUAAGAACGAGUUUCCAAUCCUCAAAUGCGACUUCAGAGACUCAAAACAAAAGACAAAUUCUUGGACCAGCAAGGACGUUGAGUCCUUCGAUGGGGUUUUCUUUGAUUACGAGACUGGUGCAGUGACGAAACUAGACCUACGUGCUGCAUGUCUCAGUGGCACUCUCAGUGCUAAUAGUAGCCUUUUCAGACUCCACCAACUCAGGUACCUUGAUCUCUCUUCCAACUCCUUUGACUCGUUCUCAUUCCUCCCCGAACUUGGCAAACUCACAGACUUAGAAGUCUUGCAUCUUUCUUAUAUGGGCUUAUCCGGUGAAAUUCCAUCGUCAUUCAGUAGCCUAAACCGUCUAACCGAAUUGGACCUUUCAAAUAACGAGUUUGUUGGCAGUUUUUCACCUCUACUCAAUCUAUCAAGGCUAUCUUAUUUAUAUCUUUCCAAUAAUCUAUUUUCUGGAUGCGUUCCUUGUUCUCUACUCACCACCAUGCCUUUCCUAUCAUAUCUUAAUUUAGGAGAAAACCAUUUCACGGACUCUGUUGAAACUCUGAAUUGCUCUUCUUCAUCAUCAUCUAAUCUUGAAACUUUAUACCUCAACUAUAACCAUCUCAGUGGUCGAAUCCUAGAGCCUCUCUCUAAAUUAACCAACCUCAAGAAACUAUACAUAUCUUAUCAAAACACAACCGACCCAAUCAACUUCGUCUCCUCGGGCUUCAAGUCUUUAGAGGAACUGGAUCUUUCCGGAAAUGCUAUAUCAAGGCUUAACAUCAGCUAUUCAAAUUUGAAGGUGCUUCUCUUGGAUAACUGUGGGAUUAACGAGUUUCCCAUAUUUAUUAAAAACCAACAGAAGCUGCAAAUUUUGUACAUGGAAAACAAUAGACUCAAAGGAGAAGUGCCUAAGUGGUUAUGGAGUAAGCCUUCUUUGUAUGCAUUGUUGCUGUCUGACAACUCCCUCGAUAGCUUUGAAGGCUCGCCAGUAAUGCUUCUCAACUCAUCGCUUAACGUGCUAGAUCUGAGGUCAAACGCUUUUCGAGGAUCUCUUCCUAUUAUUUCACAUGUUUUCAUGCUUGUAUCAAAUAAUAGUUUCACAGGAGACAUACCUCUUUCAUUGUGCGACGAAAGCUACCUAGAGAUCCUUGAUCUAUCUCACAACAACUUCAGCGGUUCGAUUCCCCGAUGCUUGAGUAAUUCAUCAAUAAAAUAUCUGGAUCUCCGACACAACAAUCUCACUGGGAGACUUCCUGACUUAUUCAACAACAGUGGCUCACUAAUAACACUUGACGUUAGCCAUAAUCAGAUAACUGGGAAGCUUCCAAGAUCUCUCACAAAUUGCACAAAUCUAGAGUAUCUAAACGUGGAGAGCAAUAGAAUCGCUGACACUUUUCCGUUUUGGAUGAAGGAUCUACCACGCCUACAAGUCAUUGUCCUACGAUCAAACAUGUUCCAUGGUCCUAUAAAUUCCCCACAACAACCUGUAUCAUUCAUGCAACUGCGGAUAGUCGAUAUAUCGCGAAACCAAUUCACCGGAAGCCUACCACAUGAUUACUUUGUCAAUUGGAGUACACCCUUGAUAAGUAUUCCCCCAAUGGAAAGAAAGCUAUUGUACGUGGGGGUUGAUUACUCAUCUACGUAUCACCCUUCCAUGUAUUUGAGAAACAAAGGAAUAAACAUGGAGCUGGAAAAGAUCCUUGAGGCCUACACAAUCAUUGAUUUAUCUGAAAACAAACUUGGAGGACAUAUUCCAGAAUCAAUAGGCCUUUUAAAGUCGCUUGUUGUGCUCAACCUAUCCAACAAUGACUUCACAGGUCAUAUUCCAUCCUCUUGGGCUAAUCUCACAAGGCUCGAGUCACUGGACCUAUCUCGGAACCAACUCACUGGAAAGAUCCCGCAGGAGCUAGCAACCCUCUCGUUCUUGGAGUACAUUGACGUUUCACAUAACAACCUCACGGGCCAAAUACCACAGGGCACACAGUUUGGAGGACAGCCCAAAUCAUCUUUUGAAGGGAAUCUCAAUCUUUGUGGUCGUCCUCUUGACCAUAGUUGCUUCAGGGACAAGGCACCAGAGGCGCAAGAGUCAGAACCUUCAAAGCAAGAACAAGUGUUGAACUGGAAAGCUGCGGCAAUGGGAUAUGGCCCUGGAGUCUUGUUUGGACUGGCGGUUGGACAAGUCAUUUAUUCGUACAAACCGGUGUUGUUCUACAAGUUGUUUCGUCUUUGA
This is a messenger RNA of Raphanus sativus (radish), 2346 nucleotides long. Its product is annotated as receptor-like protein 54. NCBI's taxonomy places the organism in Eukaryota, Viridiplantae, Streptophyta, Magnoliopsida, Brassicales, Brassicaceae. The coding region runs from base 1 to 2346 and encodes 781 amino acids. The record is from RefSeq and is a predicted model, not a curated record. Gene Ontology annotation, molecular function: protein binding. The transcript has a single exon.